Messenger RNA from Linum trigynum, 2325 nucleotides. NCBI's taxonomy places the organism in Eukaryota, Viridiplantae, Streptophyta, Magnoliopsida, Malpighiales, Linaceae. The record is from the annotation of a GenBank genome assembly.
GCAUACCAUAACCAAUAUUACUUCAAACAAAGCUCAAAACAAGAAAAACAGAGCUGAUUCAUAAGAACGGCCAUGGCGAUGAUGAUGAUGAUGAUGUUGAUGCAGCCCAAGAUUUCCAAGUUGCCCGUCUUGCUCCCGCUGAUGAUCAUAUGUGUCGUCCUAAUUCCAUGCACGUUAUUUUCCCCUUAUCAUUCCGUUCAAUUUCUUCUUCAUAUACACCCAUAUGGUAAUGAUUUCACUGCGGGCUGCAGGUCUUUGCCCUACAGGCGAAUCGAGAGAAGUUAGUUCCCGAUAUGAUAUUGCUCCGGCGAUGGCGGCUACGAACACUUCCGGCGACAGCACAGAGAUCAAUGUCAGGUAUAGGUCUCCGGCCGUGAAACAGCCAUUCACGAAAUCGAUCGAUAUUGGAAUAUAAAUAGUGGUGGGUAGUUAUCAUAAAUGGUCACAAACCUAUUCACUUUGUACAAAACGGUCACAAUUCUUCAAUUUUGCACGUUUUGGUAAAACAAGUUUGAACUAAUAACGAAAUGGUCAAUCCGUCCAAUUCCGUCCAAAACUCCGUUACCUGUUGCCCAUUCAGCAUGACACGUCAUUAAAAUAUUAAUUAAAUAAGCAAUUAAUCACCCCACUUAACCCGUACAACCCAACCGGUCGUAACCAGCCGAAUUACCCACCCCUUCCUGAAUUACUCACCUCCUUCCCGAAUUGGAGAAAAAGCCAGCGACCCUUCCCGAGUCUGCGGCUGAAGAUCGGCAGAAUGGUAUUCCCUCGACAUAUCAUUGAGCCAUGUGGGUUCUCCAUAAUAAUUAUGACCAGUUCCUUUAGAUAAUUUCGCUCUUAAUACAGGAUCAUUUAGGUCAGUUUUUUUUUUUUUUUAUUGGGAUAGGUGGAUUUUUACAAACCCAUCCUCCGAAGGAACCGGACAUGACAAGUUUUCACCAUCCGGCUCGAGCAAGAAUCAAACGAACCAAAAUGAUCUAUAUAAAAAUUUUGAACCUGGUGGUCCUAGGUUUGAAUCUGUUAAGUAGUACCUAAAUAACUUAUACCGUUUUAGUAUUAUAUAUACUCACUUAUAGAGUGAACAUUGGACACUUGCAUGAGCAGUAUCGGAUCCAGGGAGAGACCUUUUCUGGUUAAUUACAAUCUCAACCCUCCGUCUGGAUCCAGAACUAAUAAUAGUAAAUGAGAUCUACGUGCUUCCAACUUUUAUCAUUUCUUUCGGCCCAAUAUAUGCUCGUCAGUAUCUAAUUUACUAUUCAAACGUGGUCCAGUGCUAUAUUAUGUCCUGAAUCCGCGACCGCAUACAUAGUAUACUUAUACUAGCUAGUAUAAUAUUGUGUAAGAUCGAGCCACAUGAAUUAUUAUACAUCAUCUGGGAUUUGCUGCAUGCAUAUCUUGCAGUGUCACCGCCGAUCACGAUGAUGAUCUUCGCAGUCCACCGGAGAUCACAGGAAGGACGGCCGAGUAUAGUGGUCAGAAUGCAUCGGUACAGGCCAACUGCGGUUGGAGUUGCAACAACAGGUUGUGCUCCGAUGCUCACCCUGAUUGGUAUAGCGCUGAUCCUUAUUGCUUUGCCGGUUGCGACUGUUUCCAGAUGGAAUGUGUACAUAUUUGCCCCACGCAACCUCCACCGUAGCAGCUACUGAUAAUUACAUAUAAUCGCCAUGAAUAAUGAUGAUGGAAAGCAGAAGAUAUUGAUGAUCUAUGUGCUGGGCUUUUUCGUUCUCUACUGUUCUCUCCUUAUAUACAUGCUUACUUACGUAAGUACGUAGGUUCUAGCACUUCACUAGUAUGGCAAAAUCUUGUAACCAGCUUUUAAUUUUCAUGCAUGUAUUGUUUCUGAUAAAAAACAAAAAAACGACGCAUUGUAAACAAUACAUGCAUAAUGACAAUCUCAACAAAACAAUCGCAACUUCCAAACGACCCCUUAUAUACAAAUGAAGUUUUUUUUUCUCCCUCGUAUGGUUGAAUUGUACAAAAUAUAAACAUUGACCAACUCACGAAAGAGCUUACACGUCUUAUCUCAUCCCCGUCAUAAACAAACUGUUCAGACUAAACCGAAUUGUUGAAAGAGAUCCAUAUAUGAGUUUUAAGCACUUCCUUAUCAUCUCUUUAGAAAAGCUAGCCAAUGUCGAGAUCAUCAACAGUACUGCUAUACAUAUCCAACGGAAUCGCGAGCUAUGUUUCUGACAAAAACAAAAAAAAAAUUCUUGGUGCAUGGGACAACCUCGUCUAUUUCUUGACAAACAAAUACUUCAUCAUUACCGUGUUAAAUACAGUUUAUAAGUCCUUCAGAUAGUUGUUAAAUACAGUUUUUAAAUACAG